AUGGCUGAAAAAGCUUGUGUCAAACGCCUUCAAAAGGAGUUUAGAGCGCUCUGUAAAGAGCCUGUAUCUCAUGUAGUUGCUCGCCCCUCUCCAAAAAUUCUUGAAUGGUAUUAUGUACUUGAGGGAAGUGAAGGAACACCGUUUGCAGGUGGAUAUUAUUAUGGGAGGAUCACGUUUCCAUCUGAAUAUCCAUUUAAGCCACCAUCGAUCAGGAUGACGACUCCCAAUGGGCGGUUUAUGACUGAUACCAAGAUAUGCUUGUCUAUGAGUGAUUUUCAUCCUGAAAGUUGGAAUCCAAUGUGGUCAGUAUCCAGUAUUCUUACGGGUCUACUCUCAUUCAUGAUGGACAAAAGCCCUACUACAGGAAGCGUUUCAACAUCUGUUGAGGAAAAACAAUGUUUAGCCAAGUCUUCACUUGCCUAUAAUUGUAAAAUUUCUACUUUUAGGAAAUUGUUUCCUGAAUAUGUUGAGAAGUACAACCAGCAGCUUGCUGAGCAAGCUCGAAAAGUGGCAUUGUCAGUGCCCGCACAAGAAGAAUCUUCACUUCUCAAUUCGGAGACACUUAAUAAUAACAUGCAAGAUAAUGCAGCAAAAGCAGAAGAUGGGAACAGAAGAAAUAAUCGUAAGCAAUCUGUGCCGACCUGGAUGCUGUUGUUGCUCUUCUCAAUAUUUGGUUUAGUUAUGUCCUUGCCUCUUCUUGAACACUGAUGUCUCUCCCUAAAUAGGCUCGACCUAAAUGGGUAAAUCUUCAAACUUAAGAUCAUAUAGAUAUGUGAGCUGGUCAAUUUUUCACAUCCAAAAUUUUCCUU
This is a messenger RNA of Chenopodium quinoa (quinoa), 809 nucleotides long. Its product is annotated as ubiquitin-conjugating enzyme E2 34-like. Lineage: Eukaryota; Viridiplantae; Streptophyta; Magnoliopsida; Caryophyllales; Amaranthaceae. The record is from RefSeq and is a predicted model, not a curated record.